AUGGCACGGCAGGCGGCAACCGGGACGAAUGUGCAGGACCUGGAAGAGCAGCAAGCGCUUCUGGAGAAUCAAGGGGGCCCUGGCAACUCAACCCGGCCGAUAGCAGGAACCCUGCUGGUGGCCGGGGGGCUGGUGAGCGUCUUUGUGGUGGUCUUCAGCGCCUUCCUGGACAAUUGGCUGUGGCCAAUUCUGGGUUUGAUGCUUUUGAUAGGCCAUGGCCUGCUGCUCAAGGCCACCGCGGACAAGGACGGCCUUUCCAGGCUUUCGUCUGUGGCCUUAGCGUGUGAGACCUUGGCCUACUUGGCUUUGGUGGCCACGUAUUUCUUCCGCUCCUUCAUGGUUCCCCACUGGUGGUGGGUCGCAAAUGCCUUUCUCUUGUUGCUUGCAGCCGGAGUUCUGACAGCUCUGGUUUGCCACCUUUGCUGCGGCAGCUCGAGCACGGAAAAGGCCUCAACGUUAGGCUAUUUCUUGCUUGCUUUUGCAGACCUUCUUGUGGCUCUUCUGCUCAUCUUAGCAGGCAGUGCAGCAGUCCAAGAAUGGAUACGAUCGCUGAUCCCGACGGAAGUGCAAGGUUUGAUCGCCACUCUCCAGACUUCGACACGGAGCUUCAGGGGACCCCAGCCGAGUUUCCCGACUUGUGACCUCACCACAUCGAGCUGCAGUCUCGCAGACUUUGAGCAAAAGCAAUGGACCGUGGUCCGCGCCGGAGGAUCUACGAGCUGCCUUGUUGGGGAUUUCCAGUUCCUGGUUUACAAAGGUGAUCCCGGCAAAGUCGUUUUGCAUCUUCAUGGCGGAGGGGCUUGUUGGAACUGGGUGACAUUUGUCCUCAACGCAUGCACCUGGGAUUGGACGAGCACGAUGAACUUCGGUGGUAUUUUCGACCCUUCCAACCGAGCCAACCCGUUCUAUGGGUAUACCAUGAUAAAUGUUCCCUACUGCUCCGGUGAUAUCUUCGGGGGUGCCAAAGAGAACUUCUGGAUCCUGGCCAACCAAACCGCCAGCGCUUGGAAGAAGCAGUCCGGCUACGCGAAUCUGGAUGCAGUCAUGACUUGGACUGAAGCGCAGUUCCAGAAGGAUGGCGGCCUAGACCAGCUCACGAACUUCGUGGUGUCGGGGGAGUCUGCUGGGUCCUUGGGGCUGCAGGUCUGGGGCUCUACUAUUCUAAAUCGCCUCAAGGGCCAGUAUGACCCCAAGGGCACCUACCUCAUCUUGGACUCUUUUGUUGGGGCCAUGGUUGAUAACAAGGACCUGCUCCAACGGCAGGUGAUGGACUUCUGGAAUUUCUGCGAUUCCGGGGUGGUACCGCCGAGUCUGCAGUCCAAGUGCCACCCGGAUACUCUCUUCUUAAGGGACUUCGUGAACGAUACCCUGACCACAUUCCCCGAUGUACGCUAUCUUCCGGUGGACAGCAAGUUUGAUGAAGUUCAGAUUGCUUUUGCAGACAUGCUCAUGUUUUUGGACAACCUCUGGACCCUCGUCACGCAGGGGUUGGACAAAGUGCCAUUGUUUAACAACACAGGUUUCUAUAGUGAGAUUAGCGAGAAGCUUGCCAGGUUCGUCUCUUUUCCCCAGUUUUCGGUGUAUCUGGUGGAUUCGGACCAGCACACUUACACCGGCUACCCCUUACGUGACAUCUUACGGGUGACGCCCGCUGGCUCCCAGAACGACUGCAGCGAUCCGGACGUCGGGGAGCGCCUUCUUCCCUGGCUGACGCCAAGAGAGGGCCAGCAGCCUCCCUUUCAGUGCUACGAUCUCCUUCGAGAUUCACCGGAAUGGACGGCGAUGUACUGCUCCGAUUUCCUGCCCUGGGUGGCAGGAAAGUGCGGUAAGCUUUCAGCAGAAGCGGAGUCGGAGAAAGUGGCCAAAUCUGAGGCAGACAAGCCCGAGAAAGUCGACAAGCCAGAGGAAGUGGACAAAGCGGACAAAUCGGAGGAAGACAAAGCGGAGAAGUGA
This is a messenger RNA of Symbiodinium sp. CCMP2592, 1953 nucleotides long. Lineage: Eukaryota; Dinophyceae; Suessiales; Symbiodiniaceae. The record is from the annotation of a GenBank genome assembly.